Messenger RNA from Heterostelium album PN500, 4386 nucleotides. RefSeq names its product pleckstrin domain-containing protein. The record is from RefSeq and is a predicted model, not a curated record. Gene Ontology annotation, molecular function: GTPase activator activity; protein binding; guanyl-nucleotide exchange factor activity. Gene Ontology annotation, biological process: intracellular signal transduction. NCBI's taxonomy places the organism in Eukaryota, Evosea, Eumycetozoa, Acytosteliales, Acytosteliaceae. The transcript is spliced from 4 exons. The coding region runs from base 1 to 4386 and encodes 1461 amino acids.
AUGACAUCGAAAUCCUAUGUAUCUGGUUCACAUGCCAAUUGGGAGAACAUUCAAUUGGAUUCAUUUACAGGAUGGAUUAACCAACAUCUACAAGAGAGAAGUCUGGUCGUCAAGGAUUUGGCAACUGAUUUCUCCGAUGGUGUCAUGCUGAUCAAUUUGUUAGAGGUCAUCUCUGGCAAGAAGGUGUCGCGUUAUGUUCGCAACCCGAAAUUCCUACAACACAAAAUCGAUAAUAUAAUGGUGGCGCUUCUCUUUAUGGAGAAGGUAUUGGAUAUUAAAGUGGUUGGUUGCAACGCCAAGGACAUCGUCGAUGGCAAUCUGAAACAGAUUAUGGGUGUCAGUUUUUUGUUGAUCCAAAAAGUAAAGUCGAGCAUGCAGUUGGAAAUCGAUCCGACACUGCUCAGCGCAAUGUCCAGUAACAGCCUGGGCGGUAAACGCGCCACCAUCAUCGGUACACCAGUAUCUAGAUUCGCACAUAAAUCACUCAACCAAGACAAUAGCAACAGCAAUAACAUUCACAGCGGCGCAUCCGACUCGGAAACAAGCAGUUCCGGAUCGAGUAGCGGAAUUAGGCCGGUCGACAGUCGCGCCACAACAACACCAUCGACCAUCGAAAUUACAAGUGGAGUCGGUGUUAGCACACUGAGAAAUCGAUUCGCCAGUGCACCAACAACAAGACCAACCGAUCUUGGUUCACUGUCGACUUCGCUACCCGCAAGCGGUACAGCCGCUGCAUCUUCACACUCGGUUCUGUCGUCUUCCGACACCAAGCUUGAACGUGGAAUGAUUAGAAAAACAAAGAGCGGUGCGAUUAUGUGUGGAACUUUCGAUUUCGGUGGAAAACAACAUAGUUUACGCAAGCUUGUGGUUGUACAGGCACAUGUGCGUGGAUGGAUCGCUCGUCGUCGCGUGCGUGUUGCCAUGGAGAAACACCGUCAGAGAAUGCGUAGCUACGAAGAACACUUUGCCAGCAAUCCAAAAGCAUAUCGUGGUCUCACCAAAGUUCAAGCUCGUACCAAAGCAAAGAUAGAGAGAAGACGUCUCUGGCGUCAGUAUCCGUUGUUCCGUCGUAACGAUAUCGUCAAGGAGAUCUUGGCGACUGAGCGUAAAUAUGUCAAGUGCUUGGAGAUUCUCAUUGAAUGUUACCUGCGAGAGUGUGAAAAGAUACUGCAACCCAAUCAAGUAAAGAGUAUCUUCUCGCAGAUCGAGGUCAUCAAGAAUGUAAACUACAACUUGCUGACACAGAUGGAGAAUCGUUUCAAGGAGGGAUCGAAACAGCAGCUCGGUGAGAUAUUCAAGCGAACCACCGACUACCUCAAAGUCUACACAAACUACGUCAACAACUACAACGCAUCGAUUGCAGCGAUCAACGAGUGCAAAGAGAACGAGAAGUUUGCCAAGCUGCUCGAGCAGAAUCGUAUCGCCGAGAAGUGUAUGGGUUUGGAUCUGUCGGCUUUCCUGAUCAUGCCAAUUCAAAGACUACCGCGAUACGUUCUUCUGCUGCAAGAUCUCGUCAAGUUUACCAGUGACGACCACCCAGACUACGACAAUCUCUCUGUCGCCUUGAAAAAGAUGAAAGACGUCGCAGAGUACGUCAACGAAAAGAAGAGAGAAGCCGAGAAUCUCAACCAAGUACUCAACAUCCAACACAGUCUUGUCGGUAAAUUCGACAAUCUCGCCGAGCCACAUCGUAGAUACGUUCGUAAAGGUCCACUUGCAUGUCUAGAAGAGAAAUCAAAGAUCUACUUCUUCUUCCUCUUCAACGAUAUCCUUUUGAAAACAGAGAAUAAGAAUCUUGCAAAACAACUAAGUCAAUCAAAGAAUUCAAGAAAUACUCUGACAGGUGUAGAUGAAGGUAAAUUCAAGUUUAUUGUAUCGUAUCAUUUGGAUGGUGCUUCUCUGAUUGAUUUGGCAGAUCCAAACAAUCCGUUCUCAUUCCAGUUGAUCGGUAUCACCACAAACACAGGAAUGGGUAAUGAAUUGGGUGCAUCGAUUGGUACAACCGCAAUCACUCUGACGGCAUCGUCACUCGGUGAAAAGAUGAUUUGGAUCAACGAUAUCGAUGAGUGUAUCUCACAACUACUCGAGAAAACAAGAAGUAAGAAACGAUCACUUAUCACCGACUACGACGAGUUGACAACUGCAACCUAUGAAGCACCGAUCAAAGAUGCCGAAAUGUCUGGUAUCCUCAUCAAACAACACACCGAAAUCCUAUGGAAACAAAAGCAAUUCUAUCUUAAAAAUGGAAAUCUCUUCUAUAAUACAAUCUUUGAAGAUACAAAUGAAAAAUUAGUACAGGUUGUAGAUCACCCACAUUGUUUCCAAUUGAUUACACCGUUGAGAAUCUACUUCUUCUCGUGCCCCGAUGGUCAAACUUUAUUCCUUUGGAUCUCGUUGAUUCGUUCUUCAAUUGCCAAGAAGCUUGAUUCUCUGACUGAAUCCGACGAGGUAAUGUCUUUAAAACAGUAUUCACAAACACAACAAUUGUAUCACUCUCAAUCAUUGAACAACUAUAAUUGUAAUCGACCUGAAAAGAAACGACACUCUCUACCUAUGAAACUUUCCUCUUUUCCACUCUUUAGCUCUCUUCUCUCUAAUGUCUCCUCUAAGCACUCCUCUAGCAAUACAUCGAAUGCCUCGACUGUCAAUAACACGCCACUGAUACACUCUGUCUCUACACCUACACCGUCUGCUUACAACAAUCCUCAUCGUAACCAUCAUCAUCAUCAUAAUCCAUCGGUAUACUUUACGAUCACAUCGGCAUCGUUGCCAAGUGAUCUAUCAUCGACAGGAUUGAGUCAAAGUUACAAUAACAAUUGUAGCAGUUUGAGUAGUAGUUGUAACAGUCUCAGUAGUAGUAGCAGUGGUAGUUGUUACAACAGUUUGAGUAGCAGUGUCGGUAGUAUGACCAACAACAAUUCUACGUUGAACAGUAGCAUUAGCAGUAUUACUAAUUACAACAUUAACAGUAAUGAUUUCCUCUCUGAACCAGCCAAUCAAAGUUGUGCGGAUUGUGGUGCAUCAGACCCAUCGUGGAUCUCAACAUCAUUUGGUGUAGUGCUGUGUGUAGAAUGUUCGGGUGUGCAUCGUCAUCUUCCAAACGGUGCAUCACAUGUAAAGUCACUUCGUGGACUAUCCUCGUCGAACUUGGAUGUCGAUCAUCUCAAGAAUCUCGAUGGCAAUGCCAGAGCCAAUCAGAAAUACGAAAAGAACGUCCCAUCUCAUAUAAACAGACCGUCUCCCAAGGAUUCCGUUGAUAUUCGUCUGCCAUGGAUCUACGCCAAGUAUCUGCCGGGCACUCCCAUUCCAAGUUCGCCAUCGGAAGUCCGUAGAGCAAGUGUGAAGAUGACCGGUGGAAGCAGUCCACCAUCGCCAUUAACCCAACUAUCUGGUUCACUCGUCGGAAGUGUAGGUAAACUCGAUCAUUUUAUAGAAUUGAAGAAUCAAUCAGCAACAUCAACAUCAACAAUGAAAACUAUACCAGAAGAACAAUCAACUACUACUUCUACUUCUCCUACCUCUACUUCUAAUGCUAAUGUAACAACAACAUCAAAUCAAACCAAUACUAACAAAAAUGAACAACAUGACGGUGUGAAGAAUAUCAAUGGUGAGACAAACAAUAGCAAUGUCAGCAAUGCAGAGUUAUUGUCCGAUCCAACUUCCUCUGAAUCAUUAGGUCUCUCAUGUAACAACAGUGCCAGCACCAGUGUAAUAAGUACACCGAACAGUCUAAAUUCAGCAGAUGUAGAUGGUUUAAAUGGAAAUGAAUUUAACCAUCCAAGUAGUUCACCAGUUCUCCUUGCCAACAACAACGCCAACGCCAACAAUGAUUCAAUGUCAACUUCCGAUAGCCAUAGUUCAACACCGGGUGAAUCUUCAUCUACCACAAACAACACUAAUGGUAAUGAUAACAAUAACAACAGUAAUGAAUCAUCACCAACAAUGAUGGCAUCGAGUUCAUCUGCCAACUCUACAGCUUCAUCGAUGUCACCAUGGAAAGGACACAGUCAGUUGCCAGCGAUCGAACGUAAGAAGUCGGUAUUCCUCGACAAACCACGAAAAGAAAUAAGAAAGGAGAUCGACGGUGUACUCUACAAGACGAGCAGUCCAUCGAAAUCAAGUAACUGGAAGAAGUACCAUUUCUUCUUCAAGGACGGUCUGCUCAACUAUUUCAAACUCGACGACAAGAAGAUGAAGAAACCCAGAGGUUCCAUUGACCUCAAAGACUUUUACUCACUGAAAGUCGAACCAAAGCCAAAGCAACAACACUCUUUCACACUAAUCACCAAGUAUCGAUUAUAUUUCUUUGCAUGCGACACCCAUGAAGAUUUGAAAUCAUGGGUUGAAGUUUUAUCUGUUGAUUCUAAAGGUGUAUCCUAUCAAUAA